Molecule: messenger RNA, 528 nt
Organism: Penicillium oxalicum
Lineage: Eukaryota; Fungi; Ascomycota; Eurotiomycetes; Eurotiales; Aspergillaceae
Product: ubiquitin-like protein ATG12
Exons: 3
Coding region: 1-528 (175 amino acids)
Biological process (GO): nucleophagy; autophagy of mitochondrion; C-terminal protein lipidation
Cellular component (GO): cytoplasm; Atg12-Atg5-Atg16 complex; phagophore assembly site membrane
Source: RefSeq, a predicted model, not a curated record
AUGGACUCUUCAUCAUCACCAUCACACGAGUCGCCUGUAUAUCAGUCAUCCCAGCCAGCAACAAGCACCCUGAGCCAUCGUCCCGCACCGGACCGUCCACCCGCUUCCUCUGGAUCGGCAUCUCCUCAAAUUGGAGAUGCCCCUAUCCCAGACGACGCUCAGGGGGCUGAUCUGCCCAUGAAUAUGACAGCUUCGGUCAUGCUCACCGGGUUGCCCCGCGAUGCGCACCAAGCACUUGCUGAUGUGGAGGUGAUCGAUGCUGGUAAAGUGACCGUCCGCUUUCAGCCUCUGCCAUCGGCACCGAUCCUGAAGAACCGCGUCUUCAAGAUCAGUGCAUCGCAAAAGUUUGAGACAGUGGUCAAGUUCCUCCGCAAAAAGCUGGACUGCAAAGAUACCGACUCAGUUUUUUGCUACGUGAACAGUGUGUUCGCACCCGGCCUGGAUGAAGGCGUGGGUGGGCUUUGGCGAUGUUUCAAAACAGAUGAUCAAUUGAUUGUCGCCUACUCUAUGACGCCAGCGUUUGGGUGA